Labeo rohita (rohu) is the source of this 550-nucleotide messenger RNA. RefSeq lists its product as uncharacterized. Lineage: Eukaryota; Metazoa; Chordata; Actinopteri; Cypriniformes; Cyprinidae. The transcript is spliced from 3 exons. The record is from RefSeq and is a predicted model, not a curated record. Bases 41 to 286 code for a protein of 81 amino acids.
AUUGUAUGUUUCAAUGGGAUGCAGCACUGUUGACUAAUUUAUGUUUGUUGUCUUUUUAUGUGAAAUGGGGAAUGAAUGGAGCAGUGCUGAGAUGCCACGUGGAAAAGGUUUCCGUCGCUCCCAGGCAGCCAAGAGGAGGAAUGCUGAGCAUUUCAUGCUUAGUUCCUUCAUGGACUUGGCAGAGGAUAUGCCUCCUCUCAAAAAAAAGGCACCUACUGAAAACUCUGAAACAAAUACUUGUCCAAAAUCAUGCCGAAGUUUUACGUGGUUCUUUCCAUCAGGGUGAUGCGAGAUUUGGUUGGAACAGAAACCGUCAGUGUGCAGUGAACAGUAUCACAGCAGUCAUGAUGGGUGUGCUGAAGGAUGUGGUGACAUGGACAACAGAGGACCUGAAUGCUGUUCUGUUGCAUGGAGAUGAGCUGUACACAUUAAUGCGAUUGCAGGGGAAGAUCAAUGAUCAAACAGGGUUUGGUCAUGUUUCUGUUGCAGAACUUCCAAGACAGCACAUAUUUAACAAGACAAUAUUAAAAUUAAAGCAUGGUGAAUCUUU